Messenger RNA from Labeo rohita (rohu), 636 nucleotides. It is a transcript of the gene polr1h, whose product is annotated as RNA polymerase I subunit H. Gene Ontology annotation, cellular component: RNA polymerase I complex. The transcript has 5 exons. NCBI's taxonomy places the organism in Eukaryota, Metazoa, Chordata, Actinopteri, Cypriniformes, Cyprinidae. Gene Ontology annotation, molecular function: zinc ion binding; DNA-directed RNA polymerase activity; nucleic acid binding. Gene Ontology annotation, biological process: termination of RNA polymerase I transcription; DNA-templated transcription. The record is from RefSeq and is a predicted model, not a curated record. The coding region runs from base 149 to 505 and encodes 118 amino acids.
GUUUCGAUGAAGGACCCGACAACAUGUGGAACUGCAUGAACUGCCGAGAAGACACAUCUCAGAUUGUAGACAAGCAGUCUUGUUAUUGUUAUUAAAACUAGCGUAGAUAUUUUAAGUUUAAGCCCAUUGCGUUUGAACUUGAAUCAAAAUGUCAUGUUUUAGUGGUGAACUCAACUUUUGUCCAGAAUGUGGGAACAUUCUUCCAGUGCCUGGUAGGGAAAACACUAUUACCUGUCCUCGGUGCUCUUUCAAAAUCCCUGUUCGAGAUUUCACAAGACAGGUUAUUAAGUCAUCGGUGGUGUUUAAUCCUUUGGAUCAGAGCUCCAUUGUUGCUGACAGCGAAGAGGGAGCUGAACUGAAGGGGCCAGUGAUUGACAGGAAAUGUUCUCGCUGUAAUAAAGAAGGAAUGGUUUAUCACACAAGACAGAUGAGAUCUGCAGAUGAAGGACAGACCGUCUUCUUCACAUGCAUACACUGCAGGUUCCAAGAAAAGGAAGAUUCAUGAGAAAAUUGCUGCUGCUGUUAUUUACAUUUAUUGGUUACCAGAAUUCAAAUAUUGUGAAAUAUUAAAUAUGCUUUGUACAUAUCUUCAAUGUUGUUAAAAAUAAAAUAAAAAAUAGUAAAAAUGUGUGCGUA